AUGCUGCUGGUGCUGGCGAUGGGGGCCGGCGUGUGGACAGUGAUCGUGGCAAUCAGCGUCACGCGCGUUCCGUUAUCGGUGAGGGUGGUGCGCUCCGUGACCCUGAGCGUGAAAGAAAAUGCCUAUGUCGACGCGGCCCAGGCCAUCGGGGCUUCGGGUACUCGCGUCAUGGUUAGACACAUCGCUCCCCAGUGCAUGGCUCCUUGGCUGGUGUUGGCCACCGCACACCUCGGUUCGGUGAUCAUCCUCGAGGCGUCCCUCGGUUUCCUGGGAGUGGGCGUGCCUUUGCCCACCGCCACCUGGGGCAACAUGCUCGGCGGCACCGUGUCGGCCGGCCUGUUCCCCCGCUGGUGGAUGGUAAUGUUCCCCGGGUUGGCCAUCACCAUCACGGUGCUGGCGUUCAACCUGUUCGGCGACUCCAUCCGCGACGUCUUGGAUCCCAAACUGCGCGGACGAACCUAA
This is a messenger RNA of Geodia barretti, 462 nucleotides long. NCBI's taxonomy places the organism in Eukaryota, Metazoa, Porifera, Demospongiae, Tetractinellida, Geodiidae. The record is from the annotation of a GenBank genome assembly.